GGCUGAGGGUGUGGCGUGUUUUCGGGCCUAACCAAGUGGCCGCGCCUGCACAGGGUUAUAACCCAGUAGCGGCUCCAGCCGAUCAGCUGCUGCUGGCCAGAGGGCGCCGGCAGGGCAGCCCGCCCGGGGGACAGGGCCUCAGGGACGCCGCCCGCGCUGCCGCUCUCCCCACCAUGGCGCAGGCCAUCCUCAGGCACCCCAUCGAGACGCCGGUGCGCUACCAGGAGCAGUUCGAGGCGCGGGGCCUGCAGGACUGCAGGCUGGACCACGCUCUGUACGCGCUGCCCGGGCCCGCCACCGUGGACCUGGGCAGAGCCGGGGCGGCCCGGGCUCCGGCGGGGGACGAGGCGCCAGCCCCGGCCGGCAGGGCGCGCUUCCAGGUCCUGCUGGACGUGGUGCAGUUCCUCCCCGAGGACAUCCUCAUCCAGACCUUCGACGGCUGGCUGCUGGUGAAGGCGCAGCAUGGCGUCCGGAUGGACGAGCACGGCUUCGUCUCCAGGAGCUUCACCCGGCAGUACCGGCUGCCCGACGGCCUCGGCACCGGAGACCUGUCGGCCGUCCUCUGCCACGACGGCAUCCUGGUGGUGGAAGAGAAGGGCCCGGCGGGGAGCCAGUGACUGCUCGGUGGCGACGCUCCCCGAGCGCGCGGCGACCCCAGUUCCGCCAGCGAAGAUGCCGUGGAGUGUCCGUGGGGCCCACGCUGGAAACGGGUCUCAUGCAGGUGAAAGAUGCAGGCGUGGUCCCUGGGGUGCUGAGCUUGUCCUGGUCCCCUUCCUCCGAGAGGGUUCUUGUUCAGUAUUCCCCGGCGCUCCCAGAGAUGCUCUCUUUACACCCGAGACGCCGGCGGUUGGGGGGACUGGUUUGCUACCAGCGGGGACUCGGGGUUUUUUCCUUCGUCACUCCAGCGAGGCCGGAGAAGCUGCCUUUGGCAGGCGGGGGGCAGGGAGCCACGCUGACUUAGGAGCACUUGUCCACUUUACGGAAAGCCUUUGCGUUGCUAGAAAGAGCGGCGGCCCCUGCGGCCGAGACGCUUCCCUGUCGGUGGGUUUGCGUUGCCGCGGAGCUUUGGAAAUACAGACUGAAGGUCAAAACACAGGGCUUGGACACUGGGUCUGAAAUGUGCUUUGCUUCACGACAGCUGUUACUGCCUUAAACUCACAUGACACAUCAGAUAUAAACGUUAUGUUUAAAAGUACUGUAUGUGCAUCUUAUUCUUUUUUUAAACGGACUUAUCUGCAGUUUUUUAAAAAACAGCACAUGUUCUGUGGAUGUGUAUGAAAUAUUGGUAUGUGCUAACUCAUAC
This is a messenger RNA of Pteronotus mesoamericanus, 1303 nucleotides long. It is a transcript of the gene HSPB3, whose product is annotated as heat shock protein family B (small) member 3. Gene Ontology annotation, cellular component: nuclear speck; cytoplasm. The record is from RefSeq and is a predicted model, not a curated record. NCBI's taxonomy places the organism in Eukaryota, Metazoa, Chordata, Mammalia, Chiroptera, Mormoopidae. The transcript has a single exon. Bases 174 to 617 code for a protein of 147 amino acids.